AUGUUUCUGUUGCUCUUAACUACCGCCUGUGCGCUUGCGAUAUUUUACAUCAAAUGGACCUACACAUAUUGGCAACGCAAGGGCUUCCCUUAUCACGAGCCGAAGAUACCUUUUGGUGUGCUAGAGGCCGUACGUAGACGUAAAGCUUCCUUGGGCACUGCCAUCUACGAUGUUUAUCGCAGUAACAAGGAUAAAGUGUUGGGCAUUUAUCUAAUUACACGACCAGCAUUGCUGAUACGCGAUGCGCAGCUAGCGAGGGAUAUAUUGUCGAAGGACUUUGAAAGCUUUCACGAUCGUGGCAUACAUGUAGACGAUGAGGAGGAUCCGCAAUCAAGGGGUGGCAUUUUCUUUCUUAAAGGACGAGAUUGGAGGAGUCUGCGCAUAAAGCUGGCGCCCUCAUUUACAACGGGAAAAUUGAAGGGCAUGUUUGACCAGAUCGAUGAUGUAGGCGAUAGAAUGGUGAACUUUCUGAACAUGCAGCUAACUGACAACGGUGUUAAAGAGUUUGAAAUGAAGCAUGUAAUGGGCACCUAUGCUAUAGACAUCAUUGCAUCGGUGAUUUUCGGACUGGAUGUGAACAGCUUCGUUGAGCCAAGCAAUGAAAUACUAAAUGUGAGCCGAAAAGUCAACGAACCCACUUUGGGCAGUGUGGUGCGCGGCACGUGCCAGUUUCUAUAUCCCAGUUUGGAAAAACUCUUCAUACGUUUGGGUUGGCGUGAAGAGGCGCCCAAUAUGAUGAGAAAAAUCGUUAAGCGUACUAUAGAAAUGCGCGAGGAGCAAAAUAUUUCACGCAAGGAUAUGCUUCAAUUGCUUAUGCAACUGCGCAACAAAGGUCAAAUUAGCGUUGAUGACAACGAUUGGUCGGCAAAAGCGACUGACAAAGUUGUGCCGAAACCCAUGUCCAUUGAAAUAAUUGCCACCAAUUUAUUUCUGUUCUACGUGGCCGGUUAUGAAACGACUGCCUCUAUCGCCUCGUUUACGGCCUUCGAAUUGGCACAAUCGCCGAUUGCAAUGGCGAAAGCACAGCGUGAUGUAAGGGUGGCACUCGCGAAACACGAUAACGAAUUCACAUACGUAGCAGUACAGGAUAUGAAAUAUCUGGAUCUCUGCAUAAUGGAAACUAUACGGAAAUAUCCCGGACUACCGAUACUUAAUCGUCAAUGCACACGGGACUACCCGCUGCCAGAUAGUGAUUUGGUGAUCAAGUGUGGUACACCGAUUAUUAUUUCGCUGCUGGGUAUACAUCGUGAUGAAAAAUACUUUCCAGAUCCCAUGCUUUGGCAGCCAGAAAGAUUUUUAAAUGGAAAAUAUGAGCCCGCCGCUUAUAUGCCAUUCGGCGCAGGUCCCCGACAUUGCAUCGCCCAACGUUUGGGUCGCAUAAUCGUAAAAGUCGCUUUAGCGAAAUUGCUGCUCAACUUUAAUGUUGAAUUGAAUUCUGAGCGAAAAGAAAUCGAAAUCGCUAAUUUUGGUGUGCCGAUUAUGGCCAAAGGUGGCAUAAAUGUACGGUUAUCGAAGCGAAAUCCGACGCAAGGCGAAUAAUAAAUCGAAGCUGUUGGAAAAUUAUCAAUAUCAAUACUAGCUACUUAGUUACAAAUGAUUGCGCAACCUUUUACAUAAAUCACGAGAAAUAAAGCGUUGCCGACAAUUCAAAAACAUUGG
This is a messenger RNA of Bactrocera tryoni, 1659 nucleotides long. Its product is annotated as probable cytochrome P450 6d5. The record is from RefSeq and is a predicted model, not a curated record. The coding region runs from base 1 to 1539 and encodes 512 amino acids. The transcript is spliced from 6 exons. Gene Ontology annotation, molecular function: oxidoreductase activity, acting on paired donors, with incorporation or reduction of molecular oxygen; heme binding; iron ion binding. Lineage: Eukaryota; Metazoa; Arthropoda; Insecta; Diptera; Tephritidae.